UACACACUGAUGAAGUAUGUAUUAUUGCGCACACACUUCCGUAGAUUGGAGGACUGCGUUGUUAGUGCCUGCGGCCAACCUCCUCGGUCCUGGCGCCAUCCGAACUUCAGGGGCACCUUUGCAACAAUGAUUUCUCGCGAUACACAUAGAGUUACUUUCAUGCUACGCACAUCUUAUAUAAUCAUGUAGUGAAGUUGACCUUGACUUGCAUCGUUGAUAACCAGAAGCGUUAAAAAAUGCAAGUGCAAGACCAUGUUGGCAUCUACCAGGUGCCCGAGGCACUGGACUGUAUCAAAUGGUCGCAAGACAACCUUUUGGCGGUCGCAGCGGGCCAGUCCAUUACGAUUUUCAAUCCCGCAGUUCUUGGCGGUCCGCGGGCUUUUGCGCCUCUUCGCUCUGUAGACUUGUCGGCAGUUGCACCUGGCUUCCGUCCAAAGGACUGGCUGGACUCGGCGCAGUUUGCGAUGUCGGCUGUUCAUGAGGUCAAUUUGAAGAACCCUGUUUCAGACCAGUCAUGGCGCGCCAUCGCUUGGUCUCCUAUGGGAUGCACUUCCUCGGGAGGCUGUUUGCUCGCUGCCUUGUCUCCAGACUUCAAGGUGCGGUUGCUGGGUCCACCCUCCGGCUCCCUCAGCAGCACCUGGCGGGAGGUGGUGGACGUCACGGAGCUGCUGCGGGCGCACAUGGCGGCCACGGGGUGGCAGGAAAUCGACAGCCUGGCGGGUUGCGGGCGCACAGCUGCUCAGUCCAGCGCACUACUGCGGCUGCGAGGCGGCUGCCCCUCGCCCCUCAAGGAUCACAUGCGCCUGGGCCCGCAGGAGCAGCUGCUGCGGAGGCUGCUGCAGGCGAAGGCACAGGGACCGGGGCUGCUGCCGGAGCUGCUCAGGCAGCACCGGAUCAGUCUGCGGAGGGCAUCAAAGCAGAGGCAGCUUCCCCUUCCUCCUCCCCGACAGGCGCCAAGCCCGGGGUAGUGCUGGCGGCUCUGGCCUCAGCGGCGGCAGCCACCGCGGCAGCAUGCGGGCGGGUGGUCACGGCAGUAGCAGCAAGGCUGGGGGCGAGUCCGGGACACGGUGCGACUACUGCUACCGGGGCUACCGCUGCUGAGAACACAAUGGCCGCGGAGGAUGCGCCGCCGGCAAAACGCCCUAGGCGGGAGUCGGCUGCUGCCAGCAAAGCUGCUGCUGCGGCCGCUACUGCUCCUGCUGCUGCGGCGGCUGGGCCUUCCACCGCCGCAGCCGCUGCUGGCAUCGCGGGGGGCGGUGAGGUUGCAGUGAAGGUGGAGAACGGCGCUGACGGCUCGGGAGCAGCAGCGGUGGGGGCAGCGGGCUCCAGCGGCGGUGUUGCGGGUGGUGGAGAGGCGGCUGGGCGGGG
Molecule: messenger RNA, 1368 nt
Organism: Astrephomene gubernaculifera
Lineage: Eukaryota; Viridiplantae; Chlorophyta; Chlorophyceae; Chlamydomonadales; Astrephomenaceae
Source: the annotation of a GenBank genome assembly